AUGUUGGAUAUAGAUGAUGAGCCACCACGAGACUCAGUAGGAACUAUUAGAGAAUGGGCUGAUGAGCGCUCUAAUGGGAUGUUGGAUAUAGAUGAUGAGCCACCGGCAGACUCAGUUGGAAUUUUGGAUAUAGAUGAUGAGCCACCACCAGACUCAGUAGAAACUAUUAGAGAAUGGGCUGAUGAGCGCUCUAAUAAGAAGUUGGAUAUAGAUGAUGAACCACCAGCAGACUCAGUGGAAACUAUUAGACAAUGGACUGAUGAGCGCUCUAAUGAGAAGUUGGAUAUCGACAAUGAGCCACCGGCAGACUCAUUGGUUAUAGAUGAUGAUCCACCAGCAGACUCAGUAGAAACUAUUAGAGAAUGGGCCGAUGAGCGCUCUAAUGAGAAGUUGGAUAUAGAUGAUGAGCCACCAGCAGACUCAGUAGAAACUAUUAGAGAAUGGGCUGAUGAGCGCUCUAAUGCGAAGUUGGAUAUAGAUGAUGAGCCACCGGCAGACUCAUUGGAUAUAGAUGAUGAGCCACCACCAGACUCAGUAGAAACUAUUAGAGAAUGGGCUGAUGAGCGCUCUAAUGGGAAGUUGGAUAUAGAUGAUGAGCCACCGGCAGACUCAGUAGAAACUAUUAGAGAAUGGGCUGAUGAGCGCUCUAAUGGGAAGUUGCAUAUAGAUGAUGAGCCACCGACAGAAUCAGUAGAAACUAUUAGAGAAUGGGCUGAUGAGAGCUCUAAUGAGAAGUUCUAUAUAGAUGAUGAGCCACCACCAGACUCAGGAGAAUCUAUUAGAGAAUUUGCUGAUGAGCGUUCUAAUGAGAAGUUGGAUUUAGAUGAUGAGCCACCACCAGACUCAGUAGAAACUAUUAGAGAAUUGGCUGAUGAGCGCUCUAAUGGGAAGUUAGAUAUAGAUGAUGAGCCAUCACCAGUCUCAGUAGAAACUAUUAGAGAAUGGACUGAUGAGCGCUCUAAUGGGAAGUUGGAUAUAGAUGAUGAGCCACCGGCAGACUCAGUAGAAACUAUUAGAGAAUGGGCUGAUGAGCGCUCUAAUGGGAAGUUGGAUAUAGAUGAUGAGCUACCAGCAGACUCACCACCACCAGACACAGUAGAAACUAUUAGAGAAUGGGCUGAUGAGCGCUCUAAUGGGAAGUUGGAUAUAGAUGAUGAACCACCAGCAGACUCAGUAGAAACUAUUAGAGAAUGGGCUGAUGAGCGCUCUAAUGAGAAGUUGGAUAUAGAUAAUGAGCCACCGGCAGACUCAGCAGAAACUAUUAGAGAAUGGGCUGAUGAGCACUCUAAUGUGAAGUUGGAUAUAGAUGAUGAUCCACCGGCAGACUCAGUAGAAACUAUUAGAGAAUGGGCUGAUGGGCGCUCUAAUGGGAAGUUGGAUAUAGAUGAUGAGACACCGGCAGACUCAGUAGAAACUAUUAGAGAAUGGGCUGAUCAGCGCUCUAAUGAGAAGUUGGAAAUAAAUUAUGAGCCACCACCAGACUCAGUAGAAACUAUUAGAGAAUGGGCUGAUGAGCGCUCUAAUGAGAAGUUGGAUAUAGAUGAUGAGCCACCAGCAGUCUCAGUAGAAACUAUUAGAGAAUGGGCUGAUGAGCGCUCUAAUGGGAAAAUGGAUAUAGAAGAUGAGCCACUGGCAGACUCAGUAGAAACUAUUAGAGAAUGGGCUGAUGUGCGCUCUAAUGAGAAGUUGGUAAUAGAUAAUGAGCCACCGGCAGACUCAGUAGAAACUAUUAGAGAAUGGGCUGAUGAGCACUCUAAUGAGAAGUUGGAUAUAGAUGAUGAUCCACCAGCAGACUCAGUAGAAACUAUUAGAGAAUGGGCUGAUGAGCGCUCUAAUGAGAAGUUGGAUAUAGAUGAUGAGCCACCAGCAGACUCAGUAGAAACUAUUAGAGAAUGGGCUGAUGAGCGCUCUAAUGAGAAGUUGGAUAUAGAUGAUGAGCCACCACCAGACUCAGUAGAAACUAUUAGAGAAUGGGCUGGUGAGUGCUCUAAUGGGAAGUUGGAUAUAGAUGAUGAGCUACCUCCAGACUCAGUGGAAACUAUUAGAGAAUGGGCUGAUGAGCGCUCUAAUGGGAAGUUGGAUAUAGAUGAUGAGCCACCACCAGACUCAGUAGAAACUAUUAGAGAAUGGGCUGAUGAGCGCUCUAAUGGGAAGUUGGAUAUAGAUGAUGAGCCACCGGCAGACUCAGUAGAAACUAUUGGAGAAUGGGCUGAUGAGUGCUCUAAUGAGAAGUUGGAUAUAGAUGAUGAGCCACCAGCAGACUCAGUAGAAACUAUUGGAGCAUGGGAUGAUGAGCGCUCUAAUGAGAAGUUGGAUAUAGAUGAUGAGCCACCAGCAGACUCAGUAGAAACUAUUAGAGAAUGGGCUGAUGAGCGCUCUAAUGGGAUGUUGGAUAUUGAUGAUGAGCCACCGGCAGGCUCAGUAGAAACAAUUAGAGAAUGGGCUGAUGAGCGCUCUAAUGGGAAGUUGGUUAUAGAUGAUGAGCCACCAGCAGACUCAGCAGAAACUAUUAGCGAAUGGGCUGAUGAGUGCUCUAAUGAGAAGUUGGAUAUAGAUGAUGAGCCACCACCAGACUCAGUAGAAACUAUUAGAGAAUGGGGUGACGAGCGCUCUAAUGAGAAGUUGGAUAUAGAUGAUGAUCCACCAGCAGACUCAGUAGAAACUAUUAGAGAAUGGGCUGAUGAGCGCUCUAAUGAGAAGUUGGAUAUAGAUGAUGAGCCACCAGCAGACUCAGUAGAAACUAUUAGAGAAUGGGCUGAUGAGCGCUCUAAUGAGAAGUUGGAUAUAGAUGAUGAGCCACCACCAGACUCAGUAGAAACUAUUAGAGAAUGGGCUGGUGAGUGCUCUAAUGGGAAGUUGGAUAUAGAUGAUGAGCUACCUCCAGACUCAGUGGAAACUAUUAGAGAAUGGGCUGAUGAGCGCUCUAAUGGGAAGUUGGAUAUAGAUGAUGAGCCACCACCAGACUCAGUAGAAACUAUUAGAGAAUGGGCUGAUGAGCGCUCUAAUGGGAAGUUGGAUAUAGAUGAUGAGCCACCGGCAGACUCAGUAGAAACUAUUGGAGAAUGGGCUGAUGAGUGCUCUAAUGAGAAGUUGGAUAUAGAUGAUGAGCCACCAGCAGACUCAGUAGAAACUAUUGGAGCAUGGGAUGAUGAGCGCUCUAAUGAGAAGUUGGAUAUAGAUGAUGAGCCACCAGCAGACUCAGUAGAAACUAUUAGAGAAUGGGCUGAUGAGCGCUCUAAUGGGAUGUUGGAUAUUGAUGAUGAGCCACCGGCAGCCUCAGUAGAAACAAUUAGAGACUGGGCUGAUGAGCGCUCUAAUGGGAAGUUGGUUAUAGAUGAUGAGCCACCAGCAGACUCAGCAGAAACUAUUAGCGAAUGGGCUGAUGAGUGCUCUAAUGAGAAGUUGGAUAUAGAUGAUGAGCCACCACCAGACUCAGUAGAAACUAUUAGAGAAUGGGCUGACGAGCGCUCUAAUGAGAAGUUGGAUAUAGAUGAUGAGCCACCACCAGACUCAGUAGAAACUAUUAGAGAAUGGGAUGAUGUGCGGCCUGAUGAGAAUUUGGAUAUAGAUAAUGAGCCACCGGCAGACUCAGUAGAAACUAUUAGAGUAUGGGAUGAUGAGCACUCUAAUGAGAAGCUGGAUAUAGGUGAUGAUCCACCAGCAGACUCAGUAGAAACUAUUAGAGAAUGGGCUGAUGAGCGCUCUAAUGAGAAUUUUUAUAUAGAUGAUGAGCCCCCAGCAGACUCAGUAGAAACUAUUAGAGAAUGGGCUGAAGAGCGCUCUAAUAAGAAGUUGGAUAUUCAUGAUGAACCAUCAGCAGACUCAGUAGAAACUAUUAGAGAAUGGGCUGAUGAGCGCUCUAAUGGGAAGUUGGAUAUAGAUGAUGAGCCACCACCAGACUCAGUAGAAACUAUUAGAGAAUGGGGUGAUGGGCGCUCUAAUGGGAAGUUGGAUAUAGAUGAUGAGCCACCACCAGACUCAGUAGGAACUAUUAGAGAAUUGGUUGAUGAGCGUGCUAAUGAGAAGUUGGAUAUAGAUGAUGAGCCACCACCAGACUCAGUACAAACUAUUAGAGAAUGGGCUGAUGAGUGCUCUAAUGAGAAGUUGGAUAUAGAUGAUGAACCACCAGUAGACUCAGUAGAAACUAUUAGAGAAUGGGCUGACGAGCACUCUAAUGAGAAGUUGGAUAUAGAUGAUGAGCCACCACCAGACUCAGUAGAAACUAUUAGAGAAUGGGAUGAUGAGCGCCCUGAUGAGAAUUUGGAUAUAGACAAUGAGCCACCGGCAGACUCAGUAGAAACUAUUAGAGAAUGGGCUGAUGGGCUGAUGAGCGCUCUAAUGAAAAAAUGGGCUGAUGAGCGCUCUAAUGGGAAGUUGGAUAUAGAUGAUGAGCCACCACCAGACUCAGUAGAAACUAUUAGAGAGUGGGCUGAUGAGCGCUCUAAUGGGAAGUUGGAUAUAGAUGAUGAGCCACCACGAGACUCAGUAGAAACUAUUAGAGAAUGGGCUGAUGAGCACUCUAAUGGGAAGUUGGAUAUAGCUGAUGAGCCACCAGCAGACUCAGUAGAAACUAUUAGAGAAUGGGCUGAUGAGCGCUCUAAUGAGAAGUUGGAUAUAGAUGAGCCACCAGCAGACUCAGUAGAAACUAUUAGAGAAUGGGCUGAUGAGCGCUCUAACAGGAAGUUGGAUAUAGAUGACGAGCCGCCACCAGACUCAUUGGAUAUAGAUGAUGAGCCACCACCAGACUCAGUAGAAACUAUUAGAAAAUGGGCUGAUGAGCGCUCUAAUGGGAAGUUGGAUAUAGAUGAUGAGCCACCGGCACACUCAGUAGAAACUGUUAGAGAAUGGGCUGAUGAGCGCUCUAAUGAGAAGUUGGAUAUAGAUGAUGACCCACCACCAGACUCAGUAGAAACUAUUAGAGGAUGGGCUGAUGAGCGCUCUAAUGAGAAGUUGGAUAUAGAUGAUGAACCACCAGCAGACUCAGUAGAAACUAUUAGAGAAUGGGCUGAUGUGCGCUCUAAUGAGAAGUUGGUAAUAGAUAAUGAGCCACCGGCAGACUCAGUAGAAACUAUUAGAGAAUGGGCUGAUGAGCACUCUAAUGAGAAGUUGGAUAUAGAUGAUGAUCCACCAGCAGACUCAGUAGAAACUAUUAGAGAAUGGGCUGAUGAGCGCUCUAAUGAGAAGUUGGAUAUAGAUGAUGAGCCACCAGCAGACUCAGUAGAAACUAUUACAGAAUGGGCUGAUGAGCGCUCUAAUGAGAAGUUGGAUAUAGAUGAUGAGCCACCACCAGACUCGGUAGAAACUAUUAGAGAAUGGGCUGAUGAGUGCAUUAAUGGGAAGUUGGAUAUAGAUGAUGAGCCACCUCCAGACUCAGUAGAAACUAUUACAGAAUGGACUGAUGAGCGCUCUAAUGGGAAGUUGGAUAUAGAUGAUGAGCCACCAACAGACUCAGUAGAAACUAUUAGAGAAUGGGCUGAUGAGCGCUGUAAUGGGAAGUUGGAUAUAGAUGAUGAGCCACCGACAGACUCAGUAGAAACUAUUAGAGAAUGGGCUGAUGAGCGCUCUAAUGGGAAGUUGGAUAUAAAUGAUGAGCCACCGGCAGACUCAGUAGAAACUAUUGGAGAAUGGGCUGAUGAGUGCUCUAAUGAGAAGUUGGAUAUAGAUGAUGAGCCACCAGCAGACUCAGUAGAAACUAUUAGAGAAUGGGCUGAUGAGCGCUCUAAUGGGAAGUUGGAUAUAGAUGAUGAGCCACCACCUGACUCAGUAGAAACUAUUAGCGAAUGGGCUGAUGAGUGCUCUAAUGAGAAGUUGGAUAUAGAUGAUGAGCCACCACCAGACUCAGUAGAAACUAUUAGAGAAUGGGCUGACGAGUGCUCUAAUGAGAAGUUGGAUAUAGAUGAUGAGCCACCACCAGACUCAGUAGAAACUAUUAGAGAAUGGGAUGAUGAGCGGCCUGAUGAGAAUUUGGAUAUAGAUAAUGAGCCACCGGCAGACUCACUGGAUAUAGGCGAUGAUCCACCAGCAGAAUCAGUAGAAACUAUUAGAGAAUGGGCUGAUGAGCGCUCUAAUGAGAAGUUGGAUAUAGAUGAUGAGCCACCAGCAGACUCAGUAGAAACUAUUAGAGAAUGGGCUGAAGAGCGCUCUAAUAAGAAGUUGGAUAUUCAUAAUGAACCAUCAGCAGACUCAGUAGAAACUAUUAGAGAAUGGGCUGAUGAGCGCUCUAAUGGGAAGUUGGAUAUAGAUGAUGAGCCACCACCAGACUCAGUAGAAACUAUUAGAGAAUGGGGUGAUGAGCGCUCUAAUGGGAAGUUAGAUAUAGAUGAUGAGCCACCACCAGACUCAGUAGGAACUAUUAGAGAAUUGGUUGAUGAGCGUGCUAAUGAGAAGUUGGAUAUAGAUGAUGAGCCACCACCAGACUCAGUACAAACUAUUAGAGAAUGGGCUGAUGAGUGCUCUGAUGAGAAGUUGGAUAUAGAUGAUGAACCACCAGCAGACUCAGUAGAAACUAUUAGAGAAUGGGCUGACGAGCGCUCUAAUGAGAAGUUGGAUACAGAUGAUGAGCCACCACCAGACUUAGUAGAAACUAUUAGAGAAUGGGAUGAUGAGCGCCCUGAUGAGAAUUUGGAUAUAGAUAAUGAGCCACCGGCAGACUCAGUAGAAACUAUUAGAGAAUGGGCUGAUGAGCGCUCUAAUGAAAAGUUGGAUAUAGAUGAUGAACCACCAGCAGACUCAGUGGAAACUAUUAGAGAAUGGGCUGAUGAGCGCUCCAAUGUGAAGUUGGAUAUAGAUGAUGAGCCACCACCAGACUCAUUGGAUAUAGAUGAUGAGCCACCACUAGACUCAGUAGAAACUAUUAGAGAAUGGGCUGAUGUGCACUCUAAUGGGAAGUUGGAUAUAGAUGAGCCACCAGCAGACUCACUAGAAACAAUUAGAGAAUGGGCUGAUGAGCGCUCUAAUGGGAAGUUGGAUAUAGAUGAUGAGCCACCAGCAGACUUACUAGAAACUAUUAGGGACUGGGCUGAUGAGCGUUCUAAUGGGAAGUUGGAUAUAGAUGAUGACCCAACAGCACACUCAGUAGAAACUAUUAGAGAAUGGGCUGAUAAGCGCUCUAAUGGGAAGAUGGAUAUAGAUGAUGAGCCACCAGCAGACUCAGUAGAAACUAUUACAGAAUGGGCUGAUGAGCGCUCUAAUAGGAAGUUGGAUAUAGAUGAUGAGCCACCACCAGACUCAGUAGAAACUAUUAGAGAGUGGGCUGAUGAGCGCUCUAAUGGGAAGUUGGAUAUAGAUGAUGAGCCACCACCAGACUCAGUAGAAACUAUUAGAGAGUGGGCUGAUGAGCGCUCUAAUGGGAAGUUGGAUAUAGAUGAUGAGCCACCACGAGACUCAGUAGAAACUAUUAGAGAAUGGGCUGAUGAGCACUCUAAUGGGAAGUUGGAUAUAGGUGAUGAGCCACCAGCAGACUCAGUAGAAACUAUUAGAGAAUGGGCUGAUGAGCGCUGUAAUGAGAAUUUGGAUAUAGAUGAGCCACCAGCAGACUCAGUAGAAACUAUUAGAGAAUGGGCUGAUGAGCGCUCUAAUAGGAAGUUGGAUAUAGGUGAUGAGCCACCACCAGACUCAUUGGAUAUAGAUGAUGAACCACCAGCAGACUCAGUAGAAACUAUUAGAGAAUGGUCUGAUAAGCGCUCUAAUGAGAUGUUAGAUAUAGAUGAUGAGCCACCACCAGACUCAUUGAAUAUAGAUAAUGAGCCACCACCAGACUCAGUAGAAACUAUUAGAGAGUGGGCUGAUGAGCGCUCUAAUGAGAAGUUGGAUAUAGAUGAUGAGUCACCACCAGACUCAGUAGCAACUAUUAGAGAAUGGGCUGAUGAGUGCUCUAAUGGGAAGUUGGAUAUAGAUGAUGAGCCACCCCCAGACUCAGUAGAAACUAUUAGAGAAUGGGCUGAUGAGCGCUCUAAUGAGAAGUUGGAUAUAGAUGAUGAACCACCUGCAGACUCAAUAGAAACUAUUAGAGAAUGGGCUGAUGAGCGCUCUAAUGAGAAGUUGGAUGUAGAUGAUGAGCCACCACCAGACUCAGUAGAAACUAUUAGAGAAUGGGCUGAUGAGCGCUCUAAUGGGAAGUUGGAUAUAGAUGAUGGCCACCACAAGACUCAAGAAUGGGCUGAUGAGCGCUCUAAUGGGAAGUUGGAUAUAGAUGAUGAGCCACCAGCAGACUUAUUAGAAACUAUUAGAGACUGGGCUGAUGAUCAUUCUAAUGUGAAGUUGGAUAUAGAUGAUGAGCCAACAGCACACUCAGUAGAAACUAUUAGAGAAUGGGCUGAUGAGUGCUCUCAUGGGAAGAUGGAUAUAGAUGAUGAGCCACCAGCAAACUCAGUAGAAACUAUUAGAGAAUGGGCUGAUGAGCGCUCUAAUGGGAAGUUGGAUAUAGAUGAUGAGCUACCACCAGAAUCAGUAGAAACUAUUACAGAAUGGGCUGAUGAGCGCGCUAAUGGGAAGUUCGAUAUAGAUGAUGAGCCACCACCAGACUCAGUAGAAACUAUUAGAGAGUGGGCUGAUGAGCAUUCUAAUGGGAAGUUGGAUAUAGAUGAUGAGCCAACAGCACACUCAGUAGAAACUAUUAGAUAA
This is a messenger RNA of Schistocerca piceifrons (Central American locust), 8622 nucleotides long. RefSeq lists its product as uncharacterized. The coding region runs from base 1 to 8622 and encodes 2873 amino acids. The record is from RefSeq and is a predicted model, not a curated record. NCBI's taxonomy places the organism in Eukaryota, Metazoa, Arthropoda, Insecta, Orthoptera, Acrididae. The transcript has 12 exons.